AUGACUCCCAGCUUCAUUGGGAAAGUCACUCUUCAGAUUCCCUUUUAUCGCCCCCACGUGGAUCCUUGGGUGAUCUCCAUAUCCAGCCUUCACUUAAUUGGAGCCCCGGAAAAAAUACAGGAUUUCAAUGAUGAAAAGGAGAAGCUCUUGGAAAGAGAACGCAAGAAAGCGCUACUGCAAGCCCUGGAGGAGAAAUGGAAGAAUGAACGCCAGCAGAAAGGGGAAUCCUACUGGUAUUCAGUUACUGCCUCCGUCGUUACGAGAAUUGUGGAGAAUAUUGAAUUAAAAAUUCAGGAUGUCCAUUUACGCUUUGAAGAUGGUAUCACCAAUCCUUCCCAUCCUUUUGCGUUUGGCAUCUGCAUUAAGAAUGUGUCCAUGCAAAAUGCUGUGAAUGAGCCUGUACAGAAACUAAUGCGGAAAAAGCAAUUAGAUGUGGCAGAGUUUGGCAUCUAUUGGGAUGUUGAUUGCACUUUAUUGGGGGAUUUGCCUCAGGUGGAGUUACAGGAGGCCAUGGCCAAGAGCAUGGAGAGUCGCAGUCAUCACUAUGUCCUGGAGCCCGUGUGUGCGUCUGCUCUUUUGAAGAGAAACUGCUCCAAGGAGCCUCUGCGGUCUCGGCAUAGUCCUCGUAUCGAAUGUGAUAUUCAGCUGGAGACCAUUCCCUUGAAACUCUCUCAGCUGCAAUACAGGCAAAUCAUGGAAUUCCUUAAGGAGCUGGAACGAAAGGAGAGGCAGGUGAAGUUCCGAAAGUGGAAACCCAAAGUGGCCAUAUCCAAGAACUGCCGAGAAUGGUGGUGUUUUGCUUUGAAUGCUAACUUGUAUGAAAUCAGAGAGCAGAGGAAACACUGUACCUGGGACUUCAUGUUGCAUCGUGCCCGCGAUGCUGUAUCUUACACUGACAAGUAUUUCAGUAAGUUAAAAGGAGGCUUGCUGUCUGCAGAGGACAAGGAGGAAAUGUGUCGGAUUGAAGAGGAACAGAGCUUUGAGGAAUUGAAGAUUUUGCGUGAACUGGUUCAUGAUCGAUUUCACAAACAAGAAGAACUAGCAGAGAGCCUACGGGAGCCGCAGUCUGAUUCUCCAGGGGACUCUCCUGGAGCCCCAGAACCCGGCGGAGGCAGCGGGAUGCUGCAGUAUCUUCAGUCCUGGUUUCCUGGCUGGGGUGGCUGGUACGGGCAGCAGACUCCUGAAGGGAAAGUGGUCGAGGGGUUCUCAGCAGAGCAGCACGAGCCGUGGAUUCCCGAAGAGAUCCUGGGCACUGAGGAGUUUUUUGACCCUACAGAUGCCUCAUGUAUGAACACGUAUACGAAGCGAGAUCAUGUCUUUGCCAAGUUGAAUUUGCAGUUGCAGCGAGGUACAGUGACUCUGUUACACAAGGAGCAAGGAACUCCUCAAAUGAAUGAAAGUGCUUUCAUGCAGCUCGAGUUUUCAGAUGUAAAACUUAUAGCGGAAUCUCUUCCUCGAAGAAAUUCCUCCUUGCUUUUAGUCCGGUUGGGUGGACUGUUUCUUCGAGACCUGGCUACGGAAGGAACUAUGUUUCCUCUUCUAGUCUUCCCCAAUCCACAAAAAGAAGUUGGCAGAGUCUCACAAUCUUUUGGUCUCCAAACUACAUCUGCAGAUAGAAAUGAUCAUUACCCAGCUGCAGACCCAGAUAACCCUGUUUUUGAGAUGCUGUAUGAGAGAAAUCCAGCGCACAGCCAUUUCGAGAGACGGCUCGACGUUAGCACGAGGCCCUUGAACAUCAUUUAUAACCCCCAGGCUAUUAAGAAAGUAGCUGACUUUUUCUACAAGGGAAAGGUUCAUACCUCAGGUUUUGGUUAUCAGUCUGAACUUGAAUUGAGAGUGGCUGAAGCUGCCCGAAGACAAUAUAACAAACUGAAGAUGCAGACCAAGGCAGAAAUCCGACAAACUCUUGAUCGUUUGUUAGUGGGUGAUUUCAUUGAGGAGAGUAAACGGUGGACUGUGCGACUAGAUAUUUCUGCCCCUCAGGUGAUAUUUCCUGAUGAUUUCAAAUUCAAGAAUCCUGUGUUAGUUGUUGUGGAUCUAGGAAGAAUGCUGUUGACAAAUACCCAAGAUGACUGCAAGAGGAAGGGUGGGGAUGAGUCUGCAUCUGAAGAGAACCAAUUUAGUGAUGAUGAAUAUAAGACCCCUCUUGCCACCCCUCCUAACACCCCACCUCCCGAGACAAGCAGCAGCAAUGGAGAGAAAACACCUCUGUUUUCUGGCGUUGAGUUCAGUGAAGAACAGCUUCAAGCACACUUAAUGAGCACAAAGAUGUAUGAGAGGUACUCGCUGUCAUUUAUGGACCUCCAGAUCAUGGUUGGACGAGUGAAAGACAAUUGGAAGCACGUCCAGGAUAUUGAUGUGGGACCAACCCAUGUGGUAGAGAAAUUCAACGUUCAUCUACAGUUAGAACGUCGAUUGAUUUAUACUUCAGAUCCCAAGUACCCAGGAGCCGUGCUCUCAGGCAACUUACCGGACUUAAAAAUCCACAUCAAUGAAGAUAAAAUAUCCGCUCUGAAGAAUUGUUUUGCUCUCCUCACUACCCCAGAAAUGAGGACUUCUGACGUUCAGAUUAAAGAGAAGAUUUUUCCCCAAGAGGAACAGCGGGGAAGUUUGCAAGACUCAGUAAUGAACUUGACCCAGAGCAUCGUGAUGUUGGAGCAGCAUACCCGAGAGGUGCUGGUGGAGUCGCAGCUCCUCUUGGCAGAAUUUAAAGUGAACUGUAUGCAGCUUGGUGUUGAGAGCAACGGCCGGUACAUUUCUGUGCUCAAGGUGUUUGGUACCAACGCUCACUUUGUGAAGAGGCCUUAUGAUGCUGAAGUCUCCCUAACUGUUCAUGGUUUGCUCCUGGUGGAUACCAUGCAGACAUAUGGUGCUGAUUUUGACCUUUUGAUGGCUUCACAUAAGAACUUGAGUUUUGAUAUUCCAACAGGAAGCCUCCGAGAUAGCAGGGCCCAGUCUCCUAUCUCUGGACCUAACGUGGCCCACUUAACUGAUGCAGCUGUACUGAACGAGCAAUCAGCUGCUAGUGUUUCACUUGACAAAAUUCUCACAAAAGAACAAGAGUCCCUCAUUAAAUUGGAAUAUCAAUUUGUGAGUUCAGAGUGCCCAUCAAUGAAUUUAGAUAGCACUCUUCAAGUGAUUUCGUUACAGGUGAAUAAUUUAGAUAUUAUCCUAAAUCCAGAGACAAUUGUGGAGCUGAUUGGUUUUCUUCAAAAAUCCUUUCCCAAGGAAAAAGAUGAUUUGAGUCCUCAGCCUUUAAUGACUGAUUUUGAAAGAAGCUUUAGAGAACAAGGAACUUAUCAAUCCACAUAUGAACAAAACACUGAGGUUGCAGUGGAAAUCCAUAGACUUAACUUACUACUCCUUCGGACAGUUGGAAUGGCAAAUGGAGAGAAAUAUGGCAGAAAAAUUGCAACUGCAAGUAUAGGUGGCACCAAAGUUAACGUUUCAAUGGGAAGCACGUUUGACAUGAAUGGUUCUCUUGGCUGUUUGCAGCUUAUGGAUUUGACACAAGAUAAUAUUAAAAACCAAUAUGUUGUCAGUAUUGGGACUUCUACAGGCUAUGAAAAUAUCGUCAGUGAUAUUGGCUACUUUGAAUCUGUAUUUGUCAGAAUGGAAGAUGCAGCCCUCACUGAAGCUUUGAGCUUCACGUUUGUUGAGAAAUCUAAACAGGAGUGUUUUCUCAACCUGAGGAUGGCUUCCUUGCAUUAUAACCACUCUGCUAAAUUUUUGAAGGAGUUGACAUUAUCCAUGGAUGAACUGGAAGAAAAUUUUCGAAGUAUGUUGAAAAGUGCAGCCACCAAAGUCACCACAGUACUAGCUACCAAGACUGCUGAGUACAGCGAGAUGGUGUCACUCUUUGAAACUCCAAGGAAGACUCGGGAACCCUUUAUCUUAGAGGAGAAUGAAAUAUAUGGGUUUGGCCUGGCUUCUUCUCAUGCAGACACUGUAAAGCUAAUCUUGAACAUAAACAUCGAAUCACCAGUUGUUUCUAUCCCUCGAAAGCCUGGGAGUCCUGAGUUGUUGGUGGGACACUUGGGACAGAUAUUCAUCCAGAAUUUUGUAGCAGGAGAUGAUGAAUCCAGAAGUGACCGUCUGCAGGUGGAAAUCAAAGACAUCAAACUAUAUUCUUUGAAUUGCACCCAACUAGCCGGCAGAGAAGGUGCUGGGUCUGAAGUAAGCCGGACAUUCUGCCCACCUUCUGGGUCUGCCAGUGCCAAUAGUCAGGAGGAAGCUCAUUUCACCCGACAUGAUUUCUUUGAAUCUUUGCAUAGAGGACAAGCUUUUCACAUCCUGAACAACACCACCAUUCAGUUUAAACUGGAGAAGAUCCCUAUAGAGAGAGAAUCUGAGUUGACUUUCUCCCUUAGCCCAGAUGACCUGGGAACUUCUAGCAUCAUGAAGAUAGAAGGAAAAUUUGUCAAUCCAGUUCAGGUGGUGUUAGCAAAGCAUGUAUACGAGCAGGUUUUACAAACGCUGGACAAUCUCGUGUACAGUGAAGAUCUGAAUAAGUUUCCAGCCAGUGCUACCUCCUCGCCUUGCCCAAAUUCUCCUCUGCCUUCCCUCAGUUCCCGUGGAGAACCUUCUGUUGAAAAGAAGGAAAAUGGAUUGUUCAGCCACUCCAGCCUUUCCAACACUUCUCAGAAGUCCUUGUCUGUGAAAGAAGUCAAAUCCUUUACUCAGAUUCAAGCCAACUUUUGUAUAUCAGAGCUUCAGGUUCAGCUGAGUGGAGAUCUGACUUUGGGGGCCCAAGGUCUUGUGAGCUUAAAAUUUCAGGAUUUUGAGGUGGAGUUCAGUAAAGACCAUCCUCAGACUUUAUCUAUUCAGAUUGCCCUGCAUUCUUUGCUGAUGGAAGACUUAUUGGAGAAAAAUCCAGAUUCCAAAUAUAAGAACCUGAUGGUGUCUCGAGGAGCUCCUAAGCCAUCUAGUUUAGCACAAAAAGAAUAUCUUUCCCAGUCUUGCCCUUCAGUAUCCAAUGUGGAAUAUCCGGAUAUGCCUCGGUCUCUCCCUUCCCACAUGGAAGAAGCUCCUAAUGUCUUUCAGUUGUAUCAAAGACCCACCUCUGCAUCCCGGAAGAAGCAAAAGGAAGUCCAAGACAAGGACUGUCCCUUGACCCCACCCCCUUCUCCAACAGCGGAUGAGCCCAAGAUACUUGUUGGAAAGAGUAAAUUUGAUGAUUCCUUGGUCCACAUCAAUAUAUUCUUGGUGGAUAAGAAACAUCCAGAAUUCUCUUCCAGUUAUAGUAGAGUUAACAGGAGCAUUGAUGUUGAUUUUAACUGCUUGGAUGUACUGAUCACACUGCAAACCUGGGUUGUGAUACUAGAUUUUUUUGGAAUUGGCUCCACUGCAGACAACCAUGCUAUGAAGGUGCCACCUGAGGACGUUCUACAAAAUGUUAAGUCAGAAUCAAAUGCUAUGAUAGAGUCUGAACUUCAAGAUCCAGUCAACACCAAGCUGGAUCUCAAGGUUCAUUCACUCUCUCUCGUGCUGAAUAAGACCACCAGUGAGCUUGCUAAAGCAAAUGUGUCCAAAUUAGUAGCACACCUGGAAAUGAUUGAGGGAGACCUGGCCUUACAGGGAAGCAUUGGGAGCCUGUCUCUAAGUGACCUUACAUCCCAUGGAGAGUUCUACAGAGAACGGUUCACUACAAGUGGAGAAGAAGCACUCAUCUUCCAGACUUUUAAGUACGGACAGCCUGACCCUUUGCUCCGGAGAGAACAUGACAUUCGAGUGAGCCUGCAGAUGGCCUCUGUGCAGUAUGUGCACACUCAGCGCUUCCAGGCGGAGGUGGUGGCUUUCAUUCAGCAUUUCACUCAGCUGCAAGAUGUCUUAGGGCGCCAGCGAGCUGCCAUUGAAGGGCAGACGGUGAGAGAUCAAGCCCAGCGCUGCUCACGGGUUCUCCUAGAUAUUGAGGCUGGUGCUCCUGUUCUCCUUAUCCCAGAAAGUUCCAGAUCAAAUAAUCUGAUUGUAGCAAAUUUGGGGAAGUUGAAAGUCAAGAAUAAGUUUCUCUUUGCUGGUUUUCCUGGAACCUUUUCCCUGCAAGAUAAGGCAUCCGUGCCUUCAGCUUCCCCAGUGGGUAGUCCCAAACACAGUAUGAGGAAAAUGACAAGCACGGAGGACUCCAAGGGGACCCAUACCCAGGUGCAGCAAGGGUUACAAGCCACACCGUCUGUUGGCCAAGUUUCCAGUAGUCCAGAAGACCAUGUUUGCUUGCUGGAUUGCAUCGUUGUGGAUCUCCAGGACAUGGACAUCUUCGCUGCUGAGAGACAUCCACGAGAAUACUCUAUGGCCACAGAGGACAAUAGUGGAGAUCUGAUCUUCCCCUCUUACUUUGUGCGACAAACAGGAGGAAGCCUCUUAACUGAGCCUUGUAGGCUGAAAUUGCAGGUGGAAAGGAACUUGGACAAAGAAAUAAGUCAUGCUGUGCCAGACGUAUCUAUCCAUGGCAAUCUCUCCUCAGUGCACUGCUCCCUGGACCUGUAUAAAUACAAACUGAUCCGUGGCUUAUUAGAGAACAACCUUGGAGAGCCCAUAGAGGAAUUUAUGCGGCCUUAUGAUUUACAAGAUCCAAGAAUUCAUACUGUUCUCAGUGGAGAAGUGUACACUUGCAUGUGCUUCCUCAUUGAUAUGGUAAAUGUAAGUCUGGAGCUUAAAGAUCCAAAAGGAAAAGAAGGUGCUGGGUCUCUAGCCAGAUUUGACUUCAAGAAAUGUAAACUGCUCUAUGAGAGUUUUUCCAACCAAACCAAGUCCAUUAACUUGGUUUCCCAUUCUAUGAUGGCUUUUGACACCCGCUAUGCUGGGCAGAAGACCAGCCCUGGCCUGACAAAUGUAUUCAGCUGUAUCUUUCAGCCCUCUAAGAACAGCAGCACUACCCACGGUUCCAUUCAGAUUGAACUACAUUUCAGAUCUACCAAGGAUUCCUCCUGUUUUACAGUAGUUCUCAACAAUCUCCGUGUGUUUCUCAUAUUUGACUGGCUACUCUUAGUCCAUGAUUUUCUCCACACUCCAAGUGACAUUAAGAAACAAAAUAAAGCUACUCCUUCUCGCUAUCGUAACUCUAGCAGUGAAUCUGCUAGCGUUCCCAAAACUGUGAAGAGUGGAGUAGUUACCAAGCGGUCUUCCCUUCCUGUGUCCAAUGAAAGGCACCUGGAGGUCAAGGUCAAUGUAACAGGCACCGAGUUUGUAGUCGUCGAAGACGUGUCCUGCUUCGAUACCAAUGCCAUUAUUCUAAAAGGCACCACAGUGCUUACCUAUAAGCCCCGAUUUGUCGACCGCCCCUUUUCAGGAAGUUUGUUUGGCAUCGAGGUAUUUUCAUGUCGACUAGGGAAUGAGCACGAUACAGCUCUUUCAAUUGUUGAUCCCGUACAAAUCCAAGUGGAGUUGGUUGGAAAUUCUUCGUAUCAGAAUAGUUCAGGAUUGAUGGAUGCAUUCAAUAGUGAAGAUUUUCCACCUGUCUUAGAGAUUCAGUUACAAGCCCUGGAUAUCAGACUCUCCUAUAAUGACGUUCAGCUGUUUCUUGCUAUCGCAAAAUCCAUCCCAGAACAAGCUAAUGCUGCAGUGCCGGACUCGGUGGCCUUGGAAGCCGACGCUGUUAGCAGUUACCUUCCAGGUGCGUCUCGAGUUGGAGAGGAAAUGAGAGAAGGGACAAGACACACCUUAGAUCCUGUCUUGGAGUUACAGCUGGCUAGACUACAGGAGCUGGGAUUCAGCAUGGACGAUUGUCGCAAAGCUCUUCUGGUGUGUCAAGGCCAAUUGAAAAAGGCAGCAAGUUGGUUGUUUAAGAAUGCAGAACCUCUGAAGUCUCUUUCCCUGGCCUCUAACAGCCGAGAUAGCCCGGGGGCUGUGCCAGCACCGUUCAUCUCUGGAGUGGAGAUCAAAGCUGAGAGCGUGUGCAUCUGCUUUAUCGACGACUGCAUGGACUGUGAUGUUCCUCUCGCUGAACUCACCUUUUCCCGUCUGAAUUUUCUUCAACAUGUAAGAACUAGCCCUGAAGGCUACGCCCACUUCACCCUUUCUGGAGAUUAUUAUAACCGUGCUCUAUCAGGCUGGGAGCCAUUUAUUGAGCCAUGGCCGUGCUCUGUAUCCUGGCAACAACAGGCAGCUAGUCGCCUCCAUCCUCCUCGACUGAAGCUGGAAGUCAAGGCCAAGCCCCGAUUGGAUAUCAAUAUCACUUCCGUACUAAUUGACCAGUAUGUAAGUACCAAGGAAUCGUGGAUGGCAGAUUACUGUAAAGACAACAAGGAAACAGAUUCAACCCAAUCAGAAGACUGGAUGGGCUCUUCGGUGGAUCCUCCAUGUUUUGGACAAAGCCUCCCCCUUGUCUACCUUAGAACUAGGAGUACAGCCAGUCUGACUAACCUAGAGCACCAGAUCUAUGCUAGAGCAGAGGUGAAAACCCCCAAGCGCCGACAGCCAUUUGUCCCUUUUGCUCUGAGGAAUCACACAGGGUGCACUUUGUGGUUUGCCACCCUGACUACCACGCCCACCAGGGCUGCACUGUCUCACAGUGGGAGUCCAGGGGUAGUUCCGGAAGGGAACGGAACAUUUCUUGAUGAUGCGCACAAUGUGAGCGAAUGGCGAGAAGUCCUCACAGGCGAGGAGAUUCCAUUUGAAUUUGAAGCAAGAGGAAAAUUAAGACACAGACACACCCAUGAUCUCCGGAUUCAUCAGCUGCAAGUGAGAGUAAAUGGCUGGGAACAAGUGAGCCCAGUGUCUGUGGACAAAGUUGGGACCUUUUUUCGAUAUGCUGCACCAGAUAAAAAUUCAUCUUCCUCUACGAUUGGCAGCCCAAGCAGCAGGACAAAUAUUAUCCAUCCCCAGGUUUACUUCUCUUCACUCCCACCUGUCCGGGUGGUCUUUGCAGUGACUAUGGAAGGCAGUGCUCGGAAAGUAAUCACUGUCCGAUCAGCCCUCAUUGUGAGGAACAGACUUGAGACACCAAUGGAACUAAGACUGGACAGCCCGUCAGCUCCAGACAAACCAGUGGUGCUUCCUGCUGUCAUGCCAGGGGAUUCAUUUGCUGUGCCUUUACACCUCACUUCUUGGCGGCUACAGGCCCGGCCCAAAGGAUUGGGUGUAUUUUUCUGUAAGGCUCCUAUUCAUUGGACCAAUGUAGUGAAGACUACCGAGGUUAGUAGUAGCAAACGAGAGUGCCACUCUAUGGACACAGAAAAAAGCCGAUUCUUCAGGUUUUGUGUGGCUAUAAAGAAAGAGAAUUAUCCAGAUUACAUGCCCUCAAACAUAUUUUCUGACAGUGCAAAACAGAUUUUCAGACAGCCCGGGCAUACUAUAUAUCUUCUGCCAACUGUGGUAAUCUGCAACUUGCUACCCUGUGAACUUGAAUUUUAUGUUAAAGGAAUGCCAAUUAAUGGGACACUGAAACCUGGCAAGGAGGCAGCUCUCCAUACAGCCGAUACAUCCCAGAACAUUGAACUAGGGGUAUCAUUGGAGAAUUUUCCCCUCUGUAAAGAAUUGCUCAUUCCACCUGGAACCCAAAACUAUAUGGUGAGAAUGCGACUCUAUGACAUCAACCGGCGGCAGCUAAACCUCACCAUCCGGAUUGUGUGCCGAGCGGAAGGAUCCUUAAAGAUCUUCAUUUCUGCUCCAUAUUGGCUGAUUAACAAAACAGGGUUACCACUGAUCUUCAGACAGGACAAUGCAAAGACAGAUGCUGCAGGCCAGUUUGAGGAACACGAGCUGGCCCGGAGCCUGAGCCCUCUCUUAUUCUGCUAUGCUGACAAAGAGCAGCCCAACCUCUGCACGAUGAGAAUUGGAAGGGGAAUUCAUCCGGAAGCCAUGCCGGGCUGGUGUCAGGGCUUCUCCCUGGAUGGUGGUAGUGGUGUCCGAGCUUUGAAAGUCAUCCAGCAAGGAAAUCGCCCAGGGCUGAUCUAUAACAUUGGUAUUGAUGUCAAGAAAGGCCGAGGUCGAUACAUUGACACCUGUAUGGUCAUCUUUGCCCCCCGUUACCUGCUAGAUAAUAAAUCAUCUCACAAGCUUGCAUUUGCACAGAGGGAAUUUGCCAGGGGACAGGGAACAGCCAAUCCUGAAGGUUACAUUUCUACCCUUCCUGGUUCCAGUGUGGUGUUCCACUGGCCUCGGAAUGACUAUGAUCAGCUAUUGUGUGUCAGACUGAUGGAUGUUCCCAACUGUAUUUGGUCUGGAGGCUUUGAAGUCAACAAGAAUAAUUCCUUCCAUAUCAACAUGAGAGAUACCCUGGGAAAAUGCUUCUUCCUACGCGUGGAAAUUACUCUCCGAGGAGCUACAUAUAGGAUCUCAUUUAGUGACACAGAUCAAUUACCCCCUCCUUUCCGAAUUGACAACUUUUCCAAGGUCCCAGUUGUCUUUACUCAGCACGGUGUAGCCGAACCCAGGCUCCGGACUGAAGUGAAGCCUAUGACUUCAUUGGAUUAUGCCUGGGAUGAACCCACCCUGCCGCCUUUUAUCACUCUCACUGUUAAAGGGGCAGGUUCCUCUGAGAUCAGCUGCAACAUGAAUGAUUUCCAGGAUAACCGACAGCUUUAUUACGAAAAUUUCAUUUAUAUUGCUGCUACAUAUACAUUCUCUGGUUUGCAGGAGGGAACAGGCAGGCCUGUGGCUUCCAACAAGGCCAUUACCUGUGCUGAGCUCGUUUUGGAUGUCUCACCAAAGACACAAAGAGUCAUUUUAAAGAAGAAGGAACCAGGCAAGCGCUCUCAGCUGUGGAGGAUGACGGGUACAGGGAUGCUGGCCCAUGAGGGCUCUUCGGUUCCUCACAACCCCAACAAGCCCUCAGCUGCCCGCUCCACCGAGGGGUCUGCCAUUUUAGAUAUUGCUGGUCUUGCCGCAGUGACUGACAACAGAUACGAGCCACUGAUGCUGAGGAAGCCUGAUCGCAGGCGAAGCACAACUCAGACAUGGAGUUUCCGAGAAGGAAAACUGACCUGUGGGUUACAUGGGUUGGUGGUCCAGGCCAAAGGAGGGCUUUCUGGUUUAUUUGAUGGAGCUGAAGUUGUUCUUGGUCCUGACACUUCGAUGGAGCUUUUGGGGCCAGUUCCACCUGAACAACAGUUUAUUAACCAAAAAAUGAGACCUGGUUCUGGAAUCUUAUCCAUUAGAGUCAUCCCAGAUGGACCAACUAGAGCACUCCAGAUAACAGAUUUCUGCCACCGGAAAAGUGACCGUUCAUCGUAUGAAGUAGAUGAACUUCCUAUAACGGAACAGGAGCUACAGAAAUUAAGGAAUCCAGACACAGAACAGGAAUUAGAAGUGCUCGUGAGGUUAGAAGGUGGAAUUGGGUUGUCCUUAAUUAAUAAAGUCCCAGAAGAACUGGUCUUUGCAAGUCUUACAGGAAUCAGUGUGCAUUAUACACAGCUGGCAACCAGUCACAUGCUUGAACUUAGCAUACAGGAUGUACAGGUGGAUAAUCAGCUCAUCGGUACCACUCAGCCCUUCAUGCUCUACGUGACUCCCCUGAGCAACGAGAAUGAGGUCGUCGACACCAGCCCUGCCGUGCAAGUCAACGCGGUGAAGUUCCCCAGUAAGAGUGCGCUGACCAACAUCUACAAGCAUCUGAUGAUCACGGCUCAGAGGUUCACAGUACAAAUUGAGGAGAAACUACUCCUCAAGCUGCUCAGUUUCUUUGGCUACGCUCAAGCAGAAUCAGAGGUGGAAAAAUACGAUGAAAACCUCCAUGAAAAAACAGUUGAGCAAGGUGGGACACCAAUUCGAUACUACUUUGAAAAUCUCAAAAUCAGCAUUCCCCAGAUCAAGCUAAGUGUGUUCACCUCCAACAAGCUGCCACUGGAUCUUAAGGCCCUCAAAAGCACCUUGGGAUUUCCUUUGAUUCGGUUUGAAGAUGCUGUGAUUAAUUUGGAUCCAUUCACUCGGGUACAUCCCUAUGAGACCAAGGAGUUCAUCAUCAAUGAUAUCCUCAAACAUUUCCAGGAGGAACUCCUCAGCCAGGCAGCUCGAAUCCUGGGAUCAGUGGAUUUUCUUGGCAAUCCUAUGGGACUUUUGAAUGACGUUUCUGAAGGGGUUACUGGACUGAUAAAGUACGGAAAUGUCGGUGGGCUCAUCAGAAAUGUUACACAUGGAGUCUCAAACUCUGCUGCCAAGUUUGCAGGGACAUUAUCAGAUGGCUUAGGGAAGACAAUGGACAAUCGGCAUCAGUCAGAGCGGGAGUACAUCAGAUACCACGCAGCCACCAGUGGUGAGCACCUCGUAGCCGGCAUCCAUGGCCUGGCUCAUGGUAUCAUUGGUGGAUUGACCAGUGUUAUAACCUCGACAGUGGAAGGUGUGAAAACAGAAGGGGGUGUCAGCGGUUUUAUAUCUGGCCUUGGGAAAGGGCUUGUUGGCACUGUAACCAAGCCAGUGGCAGGUGCCCUGGAUUUUGCAUCAGAAACAGCCCAGGCGGUGAGAGACACAGCCACACUCAGUGGCCCCAGGACUCAAGCACAGAGGGUUCGGAAGCCACGUUGCUGCACGGGGCCCCAGGGGCUGCUUCCUCGCUAUUCUGAGAGCCAGGCAGAAGGGCAAGAGCAGCUCUUCAAACUCACGGACAAUAUACAAGACGAAUUCUUCAUAGCCGUGGAGAACAUCGACAGCUACUGUGUGCUCAUCUCCUCCAAAGCCGUUUACUUCCUGAAGAGUGGAGACUACGUGGACCGAGAGGCCAUUUUCCUAGAAGUCAAAUACGAUGAUCUCUACCACUGCCUUGUCUCCAAAGACCACGGGAAGGUGUAUGUGCAGGUGACCAAGAAAGCCGUGAGCACGAGCAGUGGUGUGUCCAUCCCAGGCCCCUCCCACCAGAAGCCAAUGGUCCAUGUGAAAUCUGAGGUCCUCGCUGUCAAGUUAUCACAAGAAAUAAACUAUGCAAAGAGCCUUUACUACGAACAGCAACUUAUGUUAAGACUCAGUGAAAAUCAAGAGCAGUUGGAGCUGGACUCCUGAGAAGUCCCAGCUGCUGGAGAAAUACUCCCGGACACACAUGCAAGCCAGCCAGGAGGAAGGAACAGGCCCGCACUCUGGUAUUAAAUUAGAGGCAAAACCAGAAUAAGGUUUGGGGGAAGAUGUCAAGGAAUGAGGGAAAGUAAAUCCUCAUGGGGAAAAAUUCAAAUAGAAACCAUAUUCAUUUGCGGGGCAGGGAGUUACUUUAGAUUAUGGGGAAGUAAUUUUUAAAAGGUAUUGGUUGAAUAACGUAAAAAAAAUGUACUGAGAUGAAUCUAAUUUUUAGAUUGCCCUGUAUUUUGUUAACAUGUAUAUAUGUACAACUAUGUGUUUGUAAAUACAUAGGAGUGUUUCUGCACAGGGCCCGUCGUGUGUAAAGGUUUGUUAACUGUAAAGUAAUAUAAAAUUAUAUUGGAUCUUCUAUUGCACUAAUUCUAUACGUCUAAUUCAGGGUACUCUCUAUAGAAAGGCAUUCUUAAAAAUUGAAGAAUGUUAUGUCUUAGUUUUGGAAACUAAAGUAUUCAAAGUAAAGUAAAGUGGAUUGAAUAUUCAAGAGUGAUGCCUUUGAAACCUUCGGUUAUCCAGGCUGGAGCUGUGAGCCAAAGUAUUCCAACCAGAGCUGACCCUUCAGAAGACCCUAGGAGAGUGGCUUGGUAGCACACCUUACAUUUCUCAUGUUCAUUUUAUAGAUAGUUCUUAUAUUAUCACAGGUUAUUUUUUAAGUUAUCUAUCUAUUUGACUUUCUCCUGACUAGUCUUGCCAAACUUAGAGGAAAAAUUGUGUUCCAUUACCACACACACAGAAAUCAGCAUUGUAAGUUUUUCUUGGGUUAUUAUUAGAGGUUUGAAACAUUGGUAGGCUCUGUUG
This is a messenger RNA of Propithecus coquereli (Coquerel's sifaka), 13791 nucleotides long. RefSeq names its product vacuolar protein sorting 13 homolog D (S. cerevisiae) (gene VPS13D). Gene Ontology annotation, biological process: protein retention in Golgi apparatus; protein targeting to vacuole; mitochondrion organization. Gene Ontology annotation, molecular function: protein binding. Lineage: Eukaryota; Metazoa; Chordata; Mammalia; Primates; Indriidae. The transcript has 68 exons. Gene Ontology annotation, cellular component: extrinsic component of membrane. The record is from RefSeq and is a predicted model, not a curated record. Bases 1 to 12927 code for a protein of 4308 amino acids.